ACAGUAAUGUUCUAUGCAUAUAAACAAAUGUUCUUACUGAAGUGUAUCUUGAGUCAGAUAUCAGUGCCUUUAAACUGCCAUUUCUUGUCGUAAAUGCUUUUUCUUCUGGCAUAAAUACUGUAGGUUCAUGGGAACCGCCUUUUUCAAAAUGAUAAACGCAUUCAAUUACCCGGAGUGUUCUCAGAAAAUAUCAUAUGAUAGGCUAUGUAACAAUAUCUAAAACAAAGUAUUUCAACAUUUGAUACUGUGAUUUUCCUACGGCAGCAAGAGAAAUGUCGACCAUUUUAUCUGUGCACACCGUCGUUCAAAGUCAUGUGAUUCCUGGCACUUAUUUUAGAUAAUAUAAAAACGUGAAAAUGGCAACCAUUAGACAUGAAAGGCACCUGCGAUAUAUUCUCUUGCUCGGUGAGGGAGGAACCCUUGUGUUACAAGAAAUUCUAAAACGAGAAAUUAAGAAUUCGGGUAAGACUUUGGAGGAACUUUUAAUCGGAUAUAAAAGUCGAAUAAAACAACGGACAUUCAGCGAAUCAUUUUUGAAAGUUUACCCACAAACCGGAAUUCCAGACGAAACAACAUGGGACAUAUCCCUGUUAGCGUUAAUCAUCUUGCAGCUAUUCGGAGGAAGUCUGAUGAAAGACGAAUGCCAAGAGAUAGAAAAUAUUAGGAAAACAAGAAAUAAUUUAGCUCACACUUUCUCCUUGUCUAUGGAUGAAAAUGAGUAUGAUGACAGCAGGAAAAAGCUUGCCGCUACUUUGCUUAAACUAAGUGAUGGUCUGGGCCGCUUCAUUCAAGAUAAAUGUCAAAACUUCAUAAAACAGUUCGACACAGGACCAAUUGAUAUACAUGCUGCUAUAGAAAGAGUUAAGGAAUUCAGCAGAUAUGACGAGCACAUUUCAAAGGCGCUUUGGAAAAUUACGAAAAAUAUAGCAGAUGUUAAAUACCAGAUAAGCGAUGUGCAAAUGGAUGUCAAGGAAGUAUUGCGCAGGAUGUAUUUGGGAGAUAAAGAGUUUUCAACAUUCCAAGGUAAAUGGUUCAGCAAUAGGUGCCCGAAGACACACGGAUGGCAGAGGUGUUUACAGAGAUGCGUCAAAGUUUAAACAGAUACCACACGAUACAGCCAAUCCAAAUAUGAAUGAUUGGAGGGGAAGAGUUAUUAGGGCAAUACCAGAUCAGGCUAUCAUAGAGUCAGCUAAUGCACCAGAAACAAACAAUAAUAUUGUAGAACAAAAUGUGGUUGAAAGAAGAAUUCAGCCCAGAAGAGACAGAAGACUACCAGACAGAUUUAGAGAUUACAUUAUAGAUUUUAAUGAACCUCAACAAUAAAUAUCAACAUUUUCAUUCCAUACCAUUAUAAACAUAAGCUUUUUAAAACAUGGGGAGAAAUGUGAUGUUGUCAUUUAUCACUCUUAUUGAUUCUUAUGACGUCGUUACAUGGUGACGUCGUCAACGUCAUUCGUUAUUCAUCUUUUGUAUAGAUCAGUUAUCAGAUACUAAAUUAAAGUU
Mercenaria mercenaria is the source of this 1503-nucleotide messenger RNA. RefSeq lists its product as uncharacterized. Bases 357 to 1097 code for a protein of 246 amino acids. NCBI's taxonomy places the organism in Eukaryota, Metazoa, Mollusca, Bivalvia, Venerida, Veneridae. The transcript is spliced from 3 exons. The record is from RefSeq and is a predicted model, not a curated record.